Messenger RNA from Telopea speciosissima, 1134 nucleotides. RefSeq names its product probable glucuronosyltransferase Os01g0926600. Lineage: Eukaryota; Viridiplantae; Streptophyta; Magnoliopsida; Proteales; Proteaceae. The transcript has a single exon. Gene Ontology annotation, biological process: plant-type secondary cell wall biogenesis; glucuronoxylan biosynthetic process. The record is from RefSeq and is a predicted model, not a curated record. Bases 70 to 1134 code for a protein of 354 amino acids. Gene Ontology annotation, molecular function: glycosyltransferase activity.
UUAGCAGAUGAUCCAAUUGGAAGAUUGAAAGUGUUUGUUUAUGAUCUCCCAAGCAAAUACAAUACAGAUAUGGUUCAGAAUGAUCAAAGAUGUCUUACCCACAUGUUUGCUGCUGAGAUCUAUAUGCAUCAAUUCUUGUUAAAAAGUCCAGUUAGAACACUCAAUCCUGAAGAAGCUGAUUGGUUCUAUACACCAGUUUACACAACUUGUGAUCUUACACCUGGAGGUCAUCCAAUGACUGACAGAUCUCCAAGGUUAAUGAGAGCUGCAAUCAAAGAAAUCUCUUCUGAAUGGCCUUACUGGGAUAGAACAGAAGGAGCUGAUCACUUCUUUCUUGUACCUCAUGAUUUUGGUGCUUGUUUCCAUUUUGAAGAAGAAGUAGCUAUUGAAAGAGGAAUUCUUCCUUUACUUCAAAGAGCUACAUUGGUUCAAACUUUUGGACAGAAAAAUCAUGUUUGUUUGAAACAAGGUUCAAUUAUAAUUCCUCCAUUUGCUCCUCCACAAAGGCUUCAAUCACAUUUGGUUCCAUCAAAUACUCCUCGUUCCAUUUUCGUCUAUUUUCGAGGUAUAUUUUAUGAUACUGGAAAUGAUCCAGAAGGGGGUUAUUAUGCAAGAGGAAUUAGGGCUUCUCUAUGGGAAAAUUUUAAGAAUAAUCAUCUCUUUGAUAUCUCUGCUGAGCAUCCAAUGACUUAUUAUGAAGAUCUUCAAAGAACAAUUUUCUGUUUAUGUCCAUUGGGUUGGGCUCCAUGGAGUCCUAGAUUGGUAGAAGCUUUAUUAUUUGGAUGUAUUCCUGUUAUCAUAGCAGAUGAUAUUGUGUUACCCUUUUCAGAUGCAAUUCCAUGGGAGGAAAUUGGGGUUUUCAUAGCUGAAGAAGAUGUUACUAAAUUAGAUACUAUUCUUACAUCAAUACCAGAGAAAGUCAUUGUUGAGAAGCAGAGAUUGCUUUCCAAUCCUUCAAUUAAGAGAUCAAUGCUUUACUCUGAACCUUCUUUGAUGGGAGAUGCUUUCCAUCAGAUACUAAAUGGGCUCGCUCGUAAGUUACCACAUGACAAGAAUAUCUAUUUGAAUUCAAGCCAGAAGGUUUUAGAUUGGAGUGCAGGUCCAGUAGGGGACAUGGAACCAGCAUGGUGGUAG